This is a messenger RNA of Hibiscus syriacus, 1555 nucleotides long. Its product is annotated as CBL-interacting serine/threonine-protein kinase 8-like. The transcript has 15 exons. Bases 148 to 1497 code for a protein of 449 amino acids. The record is from RefSeq and is a predicted model, not a curated record. Gene Ontology annotation, molecular function: ATP binding; protein kinase activity. Lineage: Eukaryota; Viridiplantae; Streptophyta; Magnoliopsida; Malvales; Malvaceae. Gene Ontology annotation, biological process: protein phosphorylation; signal transduction.
ACGCUUUGAUUAAGCUUUGGUCGAUUUUCUUCUAUACUUCAAACUCUUUCUUUUCUGUCGUUCCCCCUGUUUUUUUUUUCUUUUCCCACUGUUUGGUGAGAGAGAAAGUGGAAUUCCGAGACUGAGAAAAUUGAAAGAAAAUUAGCGAUGGUGGUCAGAAAGGUAGGAAAGUAUGAGAUUGGAAGAACAGUCGGCGAAGGAACUUUUGCAAAGGUUAAGUUCGCGCAAAAUACGGAAACCGGCGAAAGUGUUGCCAUGAAAGUCCUCGAUCGCAGCACUAUUAUCAAACACAAAAUGGUCGAUCAGAUCAAAAGGGAGAUAUCUAUAAUGAAGCUUGUUAGACACCCUUACGUUGUUCGUUUGCACGAGGUUAUAGCAAGUCGAACUAAGAUUUAUAUAAUCUUGGAGUUCAUUACUGGUGGUGAAUUGUUCGAUAAAAUAAUUCAUAAUGGUCGUCUUAGUGAAGCCGAAGCUAGAAGAUAUUUCCAACAGCUUAUUGAUGGUGUGGAAUUUUGCCAUAGCAAGGGAGUCUACCACAGAGAUUUGAAGCCUGAAAAUCUUUUACUUGAUUCCCAAGGAAAUUUAAAGAUUUCAGAUUUUGGACUUAGCGCAUUGCCAGAACAAGGAGUUAGCCUACUUCGGACGACAUGUGGAACUCCUAACUAUGUGGCACCAGAGGUUCUCGGUCACAAUGGUUAUGAUGGUGCUGUAGCAGAUGUCUGGUCUUGCGGUGUCAUCCUUUAUGUUCUGAUGGCAGGUUAUCUUCCAUUUGAUGAGCUUGAUCUCACCACACUGUAUAGUAAGAUUGAGAGAGCCGAGUUUUCUUGCCCUUCUUGGUUUCCCAUGGAAGCAAAAUCCUUGAUUCAUAGAAUUCUAGAUCCAAAUCCUCAAACUCGCAUUACAAUUGAGCAAAUCAGGAGUGAUGAGUGGUUUAAGAAGAACUAUGUUCCUGUCAAACAUUUCGAGUACGAAGAUAUUAACUUGGAUGACGUAAAUGCUGUGUUUGAUGAUCCUGUGAUUGAUAAGGAAGAAAGGGGUAAUGAACCAUCAAGAAAUGACGAUAUUGGUCCUUUGAAUCUUAAUGCAUUUGACUUGAUCAUUCUCUCUCAAGGCUUGAAUCUUGCAACACUUUUUGACCGAGGGAAGGACACCAUGAAGUAUCAGACACGAUUUGUUUCACAGAAGCCAGCAAGGAUUGUUCUGUCUAGCAUGGAAGUUGUUGCUCAAUCAAUGGGCUAUAAGACACACAUUCGCAACUAUAAGAUGAGAAUUGAAGGUCUUUCAGCUAGCAAGACUUCUCAUUUUUCAGUUAUGCUCGAAGUUUUCGAUGUUGCUCCCACGUUUCUGAUGGUAGAUAUACAAAAAGCGGCAGGUGAUGCAGGAGAAUACCUAAAGUUUUACAAGACAUUUUGUAGCAACCUGGACGAUAUCAUUUGGAAACCGCCUAAUGAAUCAAGUAAAUCAAGGAUCACCAAAUCUAGGAGUAAAAGACGUUGAUCCUUCAAGUAGGCGUUCAACCUUGAGGUUGACGUUACUACUUACCUAACCAUCCCCA